Molecule: messenger RNA, 246 nt
Organism: Adineta ricciae
Lineage: Eukaryota; Metazoa; Rotifera; Eurotatoria; Adinetida; Adinetidae
Source: the annotation of a GenBank genome assembly
AUGUGUAGGUUGGAUACAUCAGGUGACGGAUUUCUUACGUUGGAUAAAUUUAAGGAUUCUAUAGAAAAAAUACUCUCAAUUCGAAUGGGUCCAGAAUUGGCAAGGCAAAUCGAUAUAAAUAAAUUUAGUGAACAGAUUUUUGAACAAUGCGGUCUUCAUCCAACAAAGAAAAUAAGCAAAGAACAAUUUAUAGAAGGAUGUAAAAAGAACAAAGAAUUUAUCAGUUUUCUUACUGGAGAAAAAUAA